Fusarium mangiferae is the source of this 1848-nucleotide messenger RNA. RefSeq lists its product as uncharacterized. Lineage: Eukaryota; Fungi; Ascomycota; Sordariomycetes; Hypocreales; Nectriaceae. The record is from RefSeq and is a predicted model, not a curated record. Bases 1 to 1848 code for a protein of 615 amino acids. Gene Ontology annotation, cellular component: TORC1 complex; fungal-type vacuole membrane. The transcript has a single exon.
AUGCCUCACACCCGAGAUGCGGACAGCGCAUCGUCCUUGAGCGGCCAAUCAAAACGACCUCCGCUCAACCAUCAGGAGAGUGAUUCGCAGAGCGAGAGCAGCGGUGUUAACCAGCAACACCAACACCAGCAGCAGCAUCGGAGACACCAUCGUCAUCACCAGCGACAGCACACUGUUGGUCACCUCCACCACGCCCGCGGCCCAGCAUCAAAAACUGCCCCGAAGCAGCCUAAGCUCAGCCGUCGCCAUACCGAUACCCCCGAUCAGAUCGAGCAGCACCAGCAGCAGCACCGAAUCUCCUCCGGCCCCAAUUCUCAUCGACGAGCUCUCAGCGACGCAAAACUCUCUUCUCGCGAGUCUUCGUCUGGCAACCUUACCAAGAGCGCAUCUCAAUCGAGGCUGACCAAGAACUCUUCCCAUACAAAGCUCGACAAGAGUUCUUCCCAGACAAAACUGGUCAAAAGUCCCUCGCAUGCGAGAAUCGUCAAGAGUCCUUCCCACUCAAAACUUAAGCGCAAUCGCUCGCAUACAGAAGUCGGGAAGCGCACUCGGUCUGCAGAACUGAAGCGCGCUUCAAGUACAACAAUUGUUUAUCAGCCUCAAAUCUCUCACGGCAAGUCGCAGGUUCAUUUCGAUUUGGGUAACGAGGAGGACGAAUGGGUCGACGCGAGUGGCUCUAAUUCCCCCUACCUCUCCCGCAAGGGCUCUCUCAACAGUAGUAACCACUCCGUGCACCACCCCGACGACCGCCCUGGCGGAUCAAGACCGGUUACACCCAACGAUUCCGCCACUCCAAAGCCGGCCGAGCAACCGCAGCACGAACCGGAGCAGCGGAACUCAACAAGCCCCGAGUUGCAGACGAUACAUCACAAGGAGUAUCUCACAUCCCGCAUAUUACAGCGCACUCCGUCCCACGGAGCUCCGCCCCAGAUGAGCGCAGACCUGGCGCAGAUCUCUCCUCGCCAUUUUGCGCCAGCCUCUGCUGAUGCCAUAGGGUCAGGAACUCCUGCGGGAAGUAAUCAGGACGAAUUGACGUCCCGGUUUGUCGAGGCUGUUGGUUCUGGAUUGACUAGUGAGGGAUCCUUCUACCGGCCACCUCGGGGGGACUUUCGCCGAUACGAUGACGCGCCUCAAAAACCUCGCUCUGUGACCAGCUUGCAAGGCGACCGUGAGGAGCGCCGAGAACCCCCAACAAGCGCACCAAAAGACGACAUUGAUGAUAGCGCACUAGCGCCCAAAGCGGCCCGACGGGCUGCGCCGCCUGCCGCUCAAACAUCGCGAACACAGCAGAAGCUUAACCUGCAGCGAGCCAGUUCCGUGAUUGAGCCCGGGCAAGCAGUUGGUGGUGUCGGAGGUGUAGUCGGUCAUACUCCACUCAUCGGCGUCGGCGGUCCCGGAUAUGACGGAGGUAACAGUCGAGAUCCACGUGUAGGCAAGCUCUUGGAGCGUACAGGCAUGGAGUAUCUCGUUGUUCGAAGACAUCUCAACCCCAUUUCUCGUUCACUCGAGCGUCUCAACCAUCUCCCGGGUAUGGACAAAUCAUUGCGCAUCCCACGACCUGGCACCGCUUCGACAAACGGCAAGCGUUCCACGGAUCUCACUAUGCGCCAACACACCCGCAACGUUAGCAUGCCUGAUCCUCGACGACCGAUGACGCCGAAACGCCCUACCUCAGUACGGACAACCAACGGUGCCUCGUCGAGCUACGACGGCAACGACGAUGAUGGCAGGCUUACUGACCGGCUAAGCGGAUCAAGCCUGGUUGGUGGUGAAGAGGAAGAUGGUACCGCAGCCAUACUGAGGAACUUGUGGGACAAGUCUAUGGAGUUGAGUGCCAGUACGGAUUAG